Centropristis striata (black sea bass) is the source of this 4176-nucleotide messenger RNA. Its product is annotated as endoplasmic reticulum membrane sensor NFE2L1-like. Gene Ontology annotation, molecular function: RNA polymerase II cis-regulatory region sequence-specific DNA binding; DNA-binding transcription factor activity, RNA polymerase II-specific. The coding region runs from base 32 to 2740 and encodes 902 amino acids. Lineage: Eukaryota; Metazoa; Chordata; Actinopteri; Perciformes; Serranidae. The transcript is spliced from 8 exons. Gene Ontology annotation, biological process: regulation of transcription by RNA polymerase II. Gene Ontology annotation, cellular component: nucleus. The record is from RefSeq and is a predicted model, not a curated record.
CGGCUGCACAUCCUCUGACACACCAGAGAGCAUGCUAUACCUAAAGAAAUACUUCAACGAGGGCCUGAUCCAGAUGGCCAUCCUGCUCAGCCUGUGUGGAGUGAGGGUUGAUGUGGGACUGGAGCCCUACCUGCCUUCCUCCUGGCAUGAGAUGAUCUUGGGUCCGACCUCAGCACUGACCCCGACACAGUUCCACAACCUCCGCAACCGCCUAGAGGAUGGACAAGAACUGCACCCCAAAAGCGUGGACCUGGACGGGUUCUUCACGGCACGAAGGCUACUGGGUUUUGUCCGCUCCCUUGACAGAUUACAGGUUCCUCAUGCAGAACUGGAGACAUGGCUGGUCCAGCGGGAGCCAGAUCCUCUACCAAUGGGACGUCCAGACCAAUCCUCCACACUGAAUAGAGCACCUGCUGGGGUAGAAAGAGACCAAGCUGCUCCGCCAGUGGAAUCCAGAGCUGCACUUGGUGCCCUGCAGGAAGAAGAGGAGGAGGAGGAGGAUAAAGAGGAAGGAACGCAUCACGUACUUGAUCACAGUGGUGCUCCGGAGGAGAGAGGAGAGGAAGAGCAGGAGGAACAGCUGGGCAGGUGGACAGAGGGAAGAGAAAGACAAGGAGGUUCCUACAGCCAUACUUUCAAUAGAGAACUUACUCAGAAUGAAGUAGACCAGACUUCUUUGUCCCUCCAGGAGUGUUUGAGGCUGUUGGAGGAAACCUUUCCCUUCACAGAAGAACAACAGUUGCAUGAUGUUGGUAGUAGAAGGGGAGACCUUGAGUGUCAGCCACCAGGCAGGGAGCCCCAGCUCUCCCAUACAGUGCCCACUGGUAACCCUUCUUCAGAGCAGGAGCUGCACUGGCAGGACCUGUUGGCUAUCAUGGAGCCUGGGGUGCCUGGGAGAAUUAAGAAUACAGACAUGAUGACUUCAUUGGACUACACCCAGAAUGCAAGAGCAACUAGGACCCUUCAGGGUGUUGGAUCUGAAGCUUUACACCAUUAUUGUAACAACAAUAACGAAAUAAGACCGGCUGAUCAUGGGGUCCUUUUAAUGGAGACUCCCCUGCAGCAUGGUUUGUUGGGACCUCCAAGGCAUGAGCUAGAGCCAGCGCUGCUUCCCCUCACCCCAAGUGUUGAGUUGGAUGACCACAGUUCUACCCUGAACACAGGGGACACUUUGUAUAACUCUAAUGUGAAUCCCUCGCACAGUCUUCCAGAUCACACACAUCUGUUUGCAGAAGAUACUUCAGAAGACCUUUUCAUGGGACUAAAUGCAGACAGCAACUCAAGUGCCUUCAACAUAAAUCUGCUUACACAACGUCUUGUGAAUACCACAGAAGGUGGUCCAUGUCCACAGUAUAUUCCCUCCCCUGAAACCCUUCCUUCCUUUGAUUUUAACUUUCAAUCACAUGACUCGACACCUCUCCACUUCAGCCCAUGUCCAGAGGGGAAUGGUAUGACUCAGGACCUUCUAACAUCUCCCUCAAGAGUCUUUCUGGUUGAAGACGAGGAGGAUGUCAAUGAUGAAGAUGGUCUAUCUAGCACACUUAGUGACCUCUUAGAAGAUGCUACCAUCUUGGAUGAGAUGAGAUUGUUGGACUUAGCUCUUGAGGAAGGAUUCAGUCCUGAGAUGGCAGCCAAGCUGGAAGAGGAAGGUUUCCUUGACAGUGAAAUAACCAAACAGGAAAGCAGAGGAGAUGAUGAGCACUUGGACUCUGGCAUGGGAGUCACAGAAGAUCAGGGUCUAUCAAGACAUCAGCAAGACACUGAGGAUGAGGCAGACUCAGACUCUGGUCUUUCUCUGGACUUCAGCCACAGCCCUGCUUCUCCAUGUGCUUCUGAGGCUUCUUCCUAUUCAUCCUCAUCCUCAUCUUGUGUGUCAGCUGUGGAGAGUCCCUUCUCUGAGGACGAGGACACAGAGGUUGAGGAAGGGUUACUUGGUUCAGAUAUGGAGGUGGAGAUGACCAUAAAGCAGGAGGAGCUGGAAGAGGAGGAGAUGGGGGCAGUAGGAGGAGGGUACCCAGAAGAUGUAAGGAAACCCUUUCCUACAAACUAUGGGGAUCACAAGCUAUAUAAUGGCUUUCCUUGGCUAGACCCUAUAGGUCAUGAUCACACAUACAACCAGCCCUCCUCACCCAUCUUCUCUCCGUCCUUGGGCAAGAUGCCCACCAAACGCACCAAAUCCUCCUCGCGUCGUGACAAUGCCAAGCCUUACCACCACUCUUCUUCCAGACACAUCUCCAAGACCAAAAUGUGGAAUCGGGAUGAACGGCGUGCGCAAGCCUGGAAGAUCCCUUUCUCCAAUGAGAUGAUUGUUAAUCUGCCAGUAGAGGAGUUUAAUGACCUACUGGCCAAUUACCAACUCAGUGAGGAGCAGCUAACACUCGUCAGGGACAUUCGCCGCCGUGGUAAGAACAAAAUAGCUGCUCAGAACUGCAGGAAGAGGAAAAUGAAUGUGCUGACAGAACUGGAAGAUGAUGUGUCAGGUUUAAGGCGCUAUCGGUCGCGGCUCCUCCGAGAGAAACAGGAAGCCCUGAGGAACCUGCAGGAAAUGAAGCGCCGACUAGGAAUGUUGUACCAAGAUGUCUUUUCCAGGCUGAGGGAUGAGGAGGGGAUGCCCUUGAACGCCAUGGAGUACCGGCUUAAUUUCGAGUCCAAUGGUGGCGUUACGGUAGCUUCACACCAACCAGAGGCAGUGCUGCCACUGACAAAAACCAGCAAGAAACAGAGGGACAAAAAGAAGUGAGGAGGUGGACAAGCCAGACUUUUGUUGGCUCAGAUGUUCUUGACAUUAGCAGGAGUGUGAUCUUACCACAAAAAAGCAGGAAAUACUGAUGUGGUGGCAAAUGAGGAACACUUCUUCUUUAAAUGGUGUCAAUGGAGGUGCUGAAAGGUACCAUGAAAACACACACCCAGUCCUUGCACACCAAAACAGAUAUCCCAGAGAGUUUUUAUUUAAUGAAUUGGUGAAUGGCAGGUUGGACAGAGGUAAUUAAGACGUUCUUUGAAAGGGGAGGGGAUAAUUUAUUAUCAUAAUGAUGUUGAUGGUGAUAAGGAAACCUUUACUCCAGGAUUUGUUACUCUCAAUUUUUUAUUAUAAACAUUUUCUACACUGGGAAGGAAUUUCAGUUGCUAAGGUCAAACAACUCUGGGGUUAAACUUGACAACAUCGUGGAAUGAAAACAUCAGAGGAUAGCUGACCUGGGACCAGCGCUUUGCAAUGCUAGUCGCAAAGUUCUGCUUAAUAGUACUGACUUGUCAACACACUGAUAGCAGGCUGGAUCCUGGCUGUCAGCUAAUAUAGCCAAGCAACCGCAAACACUACAGUGACUCUGGGUCGCCAAGGAAGGGCUGCUGGUACACAGGAAGGGAAGUUGUAGUUGUGCCCCACAGGCUAAUAGAGGUGCAGCAUCUCGCUCAGACACUUCAGCAGGUUAAAGACAGGGGAUGACGAGGAUCAAACCAGUGUGUGUAGAGUUCCCAGAUCGUGCAGGAACCACAGUCCAGCCCGCCGCCAAAAAGUGAACUAUGCUAUUCACCAAUACUUCAAGACAAUAGGCACCGUCUCCAGCAGAAGCCUUUCAAAAUUCUACAAAGAAAGGAUUUUUGCCACCUUGGCCACUUUGCUGGACUUUUUGGGAUAACAUAUGCAAGUUAGGACAAACUUCACAUCUGGGAGUUCAAGUUUAUCACUUGAUUUACUUUUUUACAAAACAGAAAAACCUUUUGUUUAUAUAAGCUAAAAUUUUUGUAUAGGGCACUAAACAUUUUCACAUCAGUGUAUGUCUGGCCUGAAAAUCAGACAAUCUAAUACAAAGGCCUGCUCUGAAUAUGAGUAACUGACAGAGAAAUGACCCAUAAGGUGUGCCUGGUUUUGUUGUUCAUAUAUCCAACACACCUAUGUGACUGUGAAACUAUGGACAUUUUUGCCUUCGAACAAAAUGGGAUGAUGAAUGAGUUUGCCAAAUGUAGCUCAAGGGUAGUGACCUCAAUUCAAAGGCAGGAUUUGGACCCGUUAUCACUCUUAAGAUCUGGAAUGUUUUAAGAUUGAUAGAUCAAAGUGUUUGCCACAAAUACACAUGAAUGUACUGUGAUAUUGUAAAGAUAAAAGCUUUGGCCUUCAAAGACAGGUAACAACAGAUAAAACUCCAUACAGAUUCCAUUUACACCUUUAAUUUAAAU